AUGAGCGAAAACAAUCAUCAUGCGCCAGCAGACACCAUUAUCAGCCCGUGUCUGACACCAGACUCUCAACCUCAGCCCCAACAAGAACAUGCGAGCACAAAGACAGCCCGAAUCCCUUCUAGGAAACGUGGGCGACCGCGCAAAGUCAUUGAAGCCUGGUUAGAGAAAAACAAGAAAGAGCGGCGACGGACACAAGUGCGCCUGGCGCAAAGGGCUUAUCGCUCCCGUAAAGAAGCCGGUGUUGAAGUUCUAAACAAGCGUGUGGCACAGUUGGAGGCUGCAGCACAGAAAAUGAGCGAGUCGGUGAUCAGAUUGAGUGAUAUCUUGCUGCAAUCCCGGGUUCUCACCUCACACCCUGAGCUCACUGAGCAUCUGCGUGAGACGGUACAGAUAUGUCUAUCUUCAGCGAAGGACCUCGGGGAUGAGGGUAGUCUGAACAAUGUCACGCAUGACGAAAGAUCUCGCCUUUCUUCUUUUGCGCCAACAUCGCGAAGUCUGCUUGACCUGUCCGAGGACGGAAGCCCUGGGCCGCUUAACAUUCAGCCUUCAGCAUCCCUUUUGAGGCAUCAUCCUAGCAGUCUAUUCUUUUUCAAACCGGGCGAUGUCGCUGUGAUGGAAGUAUCCGACUUCAUAGAACAACUAAGGAUUGCUUGUCUUUAUGAGGGACUUCUGAUACUCGACAAUUCGUCUGUCCCUUUAACUACCCUCAAAAGACCGUUUCGGCUACUUUUAUCUCUUUUUACUAGGGCAAGUAUCACAUCUGUCUUCAGAAGCGCCUUGCAUGCUCGGCUAAACAAAAAGUCGUACAUGAGCUUUAAAGAGGUCCCGUCUUGCCUAUCCAGUCACCUUGAGCAACUAUCAGCUCUAAGCCAAACGACGGAAUAUCAGUCAGCUCUUGACCAACCACAGUCGAUAAGUAAUAGUCCAUUACCCAGCUUCGACCCGCAGACUCUGAGAGAAAUCGGGGGCGAUUGGUUUGACGUCCAGGAAUUAGCGAACUACUUGCACGAAAGGGAUGCGCGCCUGUUCGUUCGGCCCCCGAAAAAUAUGGGGAGCUCCCCUCUCAAUCGGUGGUCACGCCCGAGCUUUGAUAGUUACGCUAGUAAGCAAUGCAAUGUGCCUCGGCCACAGUCCUGGUUUUCGGCGUAG
This is a messenger RNA of Aspergillus nomiae NRRL 13137, 1149 nucleotides long. RefSeq names its product bZIP transcription factor. NCBI's taxonomy places the organism in Eukaryota, Fungi, Ascomycota, Eurotiomycetes, Eurotiales, Aspergillaceae. The record is from RefSeq and is a predicted model, not a curated record. The transcript is spliced from 3 exons. Gene Ontology annotation, biological process: regulation of DNA-templated transcription. Bases 1 to 1149 code for a protein of 382 amino acids. Gene Ontology annotation, molecular function: DNA-binding transcription factor activity.